AUGGCCCUCAUCAGGGUGCGCCAGCCGAGCCCAUGGUGUUGUCAGCAGAUAGCAGAGGGUCCACCUCCCUGCAACUUCUACUGGCUGCACUAUUUUCUGGAUGGAGGUAUUGCUGGUUGCUGUGCCAAAACAACAGUUGCUCCCUUGGGUCUAGUGAAGGUUUUACAAGCACACAAUCACCAUUACAAACACUUAGGAGUGUUUUCUACAUUGCAAGCUGUUCCUCAGAAGGAAGGGUACCUGGGAUUAUAUAAAGGCAUGUGGAUGAUGAUUUGACUCUUUCCCUAUGGGGCAAUCUGGUUCAUGACAUUUGAGCAUUACAAAACAUUCAUUACUACAAAGCUGGGAGUUUCUGGUCAUGUGCACAGACUAACGGCUGGAUCCAUGGCAGACUAUGGCAUGAUGACAGUUAUCUGUACUUACCCUCUUGACAUGGUUCAAGUGCGCCUAGCAUUUCAGGUGAGAGGGGAACAUACCUAUACAGGAAUUAUUCAUGCUUUUAAAACAAUUUAUGCGAAGGAAGGUGGUUUCCUUGGAUUUUACAGGGGUUUGAUGCCCACUAUCUUAGGAAUGGCUUCAUAAGCAGAUGUCUCAAUUUUUACUUUCUGUAUCUUAAAGAAUGUUGGGCUUUCCCAUGCUCCUACCCUUCUUGGCAGACCUUCAUCAGACAAUCCUAAUGUCUUAGUUUUGAAAAUGUCUUGGGUCUCAAUUUAG
Jaculus jaculus (lesser Egyptian jerboa) is the source of this 714-nucleotide messenger RNA. Its product is annotated as graves disease carrier protein. The record is from RefSeq and is a predicted model, not a curated record. Gene Ontology annotation, biological process: transmembrane transport. NCBI's taxonomy places the organism in Eukaryota, Metazoa, Chordata, Mammalia, Rodentia, Dipodidae. Gene Ontology annotation, cellular component: mitochondrial inner membrane.